GAUCACUGUAAAACCACCGCCGAUCCUCAAAACAACCCACAGUUCCCCUGGGAUCCAAGAUGGCGGCGGCCACGUCUACUGGCUCGUUUACCCGCGAAGAAAUCGAAAACCUUACCGAACUGGAGGACAUUCAGACGGCAUACGACCAACUAUGUAGCGACGAGAAAGAGGUCACAGAACAACUGGACAGUUUACUGGACCAGCAGCCCACACUGGAGGGAAAGAUGUCCACCUUACAUCGUAUGGGCCCCAACCUGCAGCUGUUACAGCAGGACUCUGAACAGCUGGCCAGCAUGAUCUCCUUCACCUGUCAGCUGGCCGAGAACGUCAGCAGUAAGGUCAGACAACUGGACCUGGCCAAGAGUCGCGUACAAGCUGCAAUUCAAAGAGCUGAUGACAUCUUGGACCUGAAGUUUUGUACAGAUGGUGUCCAAACAGCUCUGCAGUCUGGCAAUUAUGAGCAGGCAGCUGCACACAUUCAUAGGUACCUCAGUCUAGAUGAGAAAGUUCUGAAACAGAGUAUUCCUGAUGCAAAAGAAGGAAGUGGAAUAGAACACUCCCUAGAACUCCUGCACAAAGCAGAGCAGGAGCUUAAGGUCAUUAUCAACAAGGAGUUUGACGAGGCCGUGGCUAACAAGGACGCGACGGCCGUGGACAGGUUCUUCAAGAUCUUCCCUCUGAUUGGUCUGAGAGACGAAGGGCUGAAGAAAUUCACAGCCUACCUCUGUUCUCAAAUAGCAAACACUUCUGAGCAAAAUCUCCAAAUAGCAAUAGGAACAACUUCAACAGAGCGAAGAGCUAAUGUAGUCUAUGCUGAUACCCUGACCCACCUGUUUGAAGGGAUAGCCAGACUAGUGGAGACACAUCAACCUCUGGUGGAGACAUACUAUGGCCCAGGUCGGAUGUUGACCCUGAUGACAGAGUUACAGAAAGAGUGUGACAGACAGGCCAGACGAGUGGUGGACGCCUUCAUCAAGAACAGAGCUUACCAGAAAAAGGCACAGCAAGUGCAGCAGUGCAUGAUGGGAAGAACAGGUACAGAGAAACCUGAUCCAAAGGAGCUGGACACCUUGCUAGCAGAAGUUACUCUCAUCAAUUCCAGAGCAGAACUUUACCUUAGAUUUUUCAGAAGAAGGGUCACGGCUGACUUUGAAGUGCAGUAUCAAGAAGAAGAUCGCAGAAAAGACAAGUUGUCAGAGUUGGACAGACUGGUGCGGACCUGUGGCCUGAGUCUGUGUGUACAGGAGCUGACUGGAGACUACAUCCUGAUGGAGGAGUACUUCCUCAGGGAGAUGAUCAUGAAGGCUGUUAGUAUGGACAUCAUGGAAGAUGGGUCCCUGACAUCGAGCAUGGUGGAUGAUAUCUUCUUUAUCCUCAAGAAAUGUAUCAAGAGAGCCAUGUCCAGUUCGAACGUAGACCUGGUGUGUGCGAUGUUGAACCACGCCACCACCAUCCUGGAGCAGGACUUCUGUGAGGUUCUGUACGGCAGACUGAGGCAGGGCUUCCCCUCGGGUUUCCUGGACUUCACCCAGGCUGUCAACCUCAUGCAGUCCACCAUCCAGCAGAGGAAGAUCACUUCCGACAGCACAGAGGACACAAAAACAGCUUUCCUGGCAACAUUAAACAAUGCUGAAGCCUGUAGUGAGAAUAUCCUGCUCUUGAAAGCAAGCUUAGAGGAUGAAUGUUCCAGGCAUUUUCCACAAGCAGGAGAGCAAGGGAAGGCCAAGCUGGAUAGCUGUUUGAGUGACCUGGCAUCGCUGUCUCACAGGUUCAAGAACAUGCUACAGGAGGGUCUAGCAGAACUGGAUAGUUCAGCCAUUAAGCCACAGGUGAAGCCGUGGGUAGCCACCUUCCAUUCCUUCAGUCACAACAUCUCCGAGGAGGAGUUCACCAACUACGAGGCCAACGACCCCUUUAUCGAAAAUUUUGUAGUCAACCUUCAGUCCUUGCUGGACUCUUUCAAGGGUUCCUUGAGUCCCACCAUCUAUGAUCAGCUGAUCAGCCAUCUGACCAAUCAGGUGACACAUCAGUUGGAGAGGGCUGUGAUGAAGACAGUCUUUAACAGGUUGGGAGGGCUCCAGUUUGACAAAGAGCUGCGUGCCCUGGUUGGGUACCUGACCUCGGUGACCCAGUGGACGAUCAGGGACAAGUUUGCACGGCUGACUCAGAUGGCGACCAUACUCAACAUGGAGAGGGUGGGUGAGAUUCUUGACUACUGGGGGCCCAACUCAGGACCUUUGACCUGGCGGCUGACCCCUGCGGAGGUGCGACAGGUGUUAGCCCUCAGGGUGGACUUCCGCAGCGAGGACAUCAAUAGGCUAAAACUCUGAUAUUUGUACAAGAAUUAAAAUUAAAGUCUUUCUCAGAGAUUCUUGUUGUUACAGCAAUAUUACAUUUGUAUCUUACAGGAAAAUAAUUUAUGAAGUCAGUUGUAAGAGAUUUGUUAUGACUGCAAAAAUAUAAGCAUUGAUAGAGAUGUUUUAGAUAUCUGUAAAAGCACUCCAACUUCCAUAUGUAUGAUAAAAGCUUAUUUUAGUUGAAUGUUGAAUAAACCUGUAUUGGGAACAAGCUGCUUAAAUACAUCUCAUAGUCAAAUAUUACGACUAUUAUAUCUUGUAUGCCAAAUAUCAGUUUAUCAACCGGACGGUUUUUGAAAAACUUUCAUCAAUUAGAUAUUUCUUACACUUGGACAAUUUAUUUUGAGUCAAAUUGCAUAAUCUGUUAUUCUCUGACAAUCCAAAGUGUCUGUCAAUUUAUGAAAUAACUGUCACAUAGCUAUCAUCAGUCUGAGUCCCUCGGUUACCGAUGUAAUUUUGGUGUGGGGUUGUACCCUUGGGGUGCUAAUGGUUAACAUUAAGGUUGCCCUAGAAUAACUCCAUGUAUAAUGUUAUGCCAAAAGAGACAUAAAGAACUUGCAUCAUGUUUAUUAAAUUGUAAUGUGUUAUGCAUUGUAAAAGAUGAACUUGCAGAAAAGCACUAUUUCAUAUGCUGUAAGCAAGUAUUGUUCAUAACAGUCUUAUUGCAGAAGUUACUCUCUUUAACAGAUAUCUGAAUUGAUGUGUAUAUAUAAUGUACUUCAUUCAGAGAUGUAUAUAUGAAUUGUAAAGAGGAUAUAUCAAAGAACAGAGUGUAUUGUGAUAAAUGUCUCUUACUUUCCUUUCAGUAUGAUCAGCAUGAUAGGUAAACAGUGUUGUAGAUUAGUUCUUUGCACACAAAAUACCCAUUGCCUACCAAUGUUUCGCUGGUCAUACCCACUACUUACAUUGGAAGCAUGAAAAUAAGCAGUAUACAUUACUUCUGUGAAUGGCUUCAUCAGGUUGGCAGGUCACUGUAUUAAGGUCCUUUGUACACAAAAUACCAAUUUCCUUCUCCUAACCUCCUUAGGGCUAUACUGACUGGUUUUAGUUUCCACUGGUGUUAGGAAGGUAGCUGAAAGACUACUACAUGUAUAUGUAUAACAUUGGUAGGCAGCUGGUAUUUAUGUAUUAAGAACUGUAAUACUAGCGAUUGACCAACCUAAUGACCAACCAAUACUUCUGUAAAUGCUUUCAUUACGUUGAGUAAUCACUGGGAUUUACCAACCUAAUUAAAGUUUGUUUGUUUUUGUUUGAACCUUUAUCCAUGAAAGCUCAAAUCAGCCCACAGGCCGCUUUUCACUUAGGUCAUGAGAGAAGAGAUAAGGAUAUAGACAAAAUAUAUAUAACAGAGGUACAGUUUACAUUAUUUAAAGUCCUAAAAGGUCUUUACACAUAUUUAACACGUACUUGAUACAAAGUAUUCAUAGAAGUUUUGUAUGCAGCUUAUUUUCUUCUUCCAAUUGCAAUCAGUACGGUAUGAGUUUUUUUAACAGUGGGUAUGAAGUAAGGCGGAGGGGGUGGGGGAUGCAUAUUUUCAGUUAGAUGAGGGCAUACUUUGUUUAGGUUGUAACCUUUUGUACCUGUUUUCUUAUAGCCUAUACACAUUCAAGGAGUCAACUUCGAUCUCCUUCCUCGGUCUAUAUAAUGUACAUAUGUACAUCACUUUGCUUCACAUUGUACCCGUCAGAAUUGUUGUGCAAAAACCUUGACUUGACCUCUGUUUGGAGGGGUUGGGGUAAUGAAUCUAAUAAGUGUUUUGAACACCUUGCAAAUUAUGUUAACAUAUGGAUAGAAAAUUACAUGAAAGUCUAGUGCAAGUCCUAUGAAUAUGCAUACAAUUUUGACAGUGUAUGACAAGAGUGAACGAGAAUGCAGUUAUCAUAUUUUUACAAUAAAUAGGCAUUUGAUAUUUUA
Messenger RNA from Branchiostoma floridae (Florida lancelet), 4271 nucleotides. Its product is annotated as conserved oligomeric Golgi complex subunit 4-like. The transcript is spliced from 23 exons. The record is from RefSeq and is a predicted model, not a curated record. The coding region runs from base 60 to 2330 and encodes 756 amino acids. NCBI's taxonomy places the organism in Eukaryota, Metazoa, Chordata, Leptocardii, Amphioxiformes, Branchiostomatidae.